Cryptosporidium muris RN66 is the source of this 2619-nucleotide messenger RNA. RefSeq names its product DNA replication licencing factor MCM3, putative. The transcript has a single exon. Gene Ontology annotation, molecular function: single-stranded DNA helicase activity; single-stranded DNA binding; ATP hydrolysis activity. Bases 1 to 2619 code for a protein of 872 amino acids. The record is from RefSeq and is a predicted model, not a curated record. Gene Ontology annotation, biological process: mitotic DNA replication initiation; DNA replication; double-strand break repair via break-induced replication. NCBI's taxonomy places the organism in Eukaryota, Apicomplexa, Conoidasida, Eucoccidiorida, Cryptosporidiidae. Gene Ontology annotation, cellular component: nucleus; MCM complex.
AUGCAGAACGGAUUAUCUGAUCAAGAAUUAUCGGAGCAGUUAGUUCAGGUUUAUAAGAAUUUCCUUCUAAAUGAUGACGAAUAUUCUUCAAGAAUUAGACAAAUAGCUUUGGAAAAUACUGAAAGUAGUCGUUUAUUAGUGGAUUUAAAAGAUUUGAGAAGAAUAAAUGAGGACUUACCAAGAAAAGUUAUAUCUGAACCAUAUACAUAUGUCUCUCCUUUUGAAGAUGCAAUCAAAGAGCUAAUAGAUUUGGAUAGAGGGUUAAACAAAGAGGGGAAAUCGAUGAAUAAAGUUUCACUAUCUGUACGUGUUGGGUUUACAGGUUGGUUUGGACGUCAUCAUCUUACUCCUCGUGGUUUAACUGCAAAUAACGUAAACCGUAUGGUUUGUAUUGAAGGUAUAAUAUCACAAUGUUCUAUUGUAAGGCCAAAAUUAGUGAAAUCUGUGCAUAUUUCACAGAGUAGUAUGAUUGGUAAAUUAGAUAGUAAUGGGAAUCCUGUACAGACUUAUGUAGAGGUUCGGGAUCAUCGUGACUUAUCUUGUCUAUUCAAGGAUAGAUAUGUACAAAGUGGUAUUCCAAAGGAAGAUAGUUAUGGCAAUAAAAUGGAAGUAGAGAUUGGUCUAUGCAAAUACAAGGAUAACCAGAAAUUAACAUUACAAGAAUUACCAGAAAUGAUCCCAACUGGUCAAUUACCAAGAAGUGUAGAAGUUAUUGUAGAGGAUGAUUUAGUUGAAGUAGUAAAACCAGGAGAUAGGGUACGUAUUGUAGGUGUAUAUAAACCAUUAGGAAGAAAAGAUGGAAAUGCAAUAACAGGGAUAUUUAAAGUUGUCAUUAUUGCAAAUAGUAUACAAUUACUGAAUAUGAAUGUUGUAAACCCAGAUGUAUCUCCUCAGGAGAUAAAGGCAAUGAAGGAGAUAUCUGCUAGAUCAGAUACAUUUGAAAUUUUGUCGAACUCAUUUGCUCCUUCACUUUGUGGUCACGAGUAUAUAAAGAAAGGUCUUCUUUUGGGGAUUCUGGGAGGAGCUGAGCAUAAUUUAGAAAAUGGAACUCAUAUCCGAGGCGAUAUUCACACUCUAUUAAUUGGAGAACCAUCUUGUGGAAAGUCUCAACUUUUACGCUUUAUAAUGUCUAUUGCCCCAUUAGCAAUAAGUACUACUGGUAGAGGAUGUUCUGGUGUCGGUUUAACUGCAGCUGUUACUUAUGAUCCAGAUACCAAGGAGCGUAAGCUAGAGGCUGGAGCUACUGUUCUAGCAGAUCGUGGGAUUGUAUGUAUUGAUGAAUUUGAUAAGAUGAGUUUUGCGGAUAGAGUAGCAAUUCAUGAAGUUAUGGAACAGCAGAGAGUUACAAUAGCAAAAGCAGGUAUACAAGCAUCACUAAAUGCUCGUUGUUCUAUCUUCGCAGCUGCAAAUCCUGUUUAUGGUCAUUUUGAUGAUCGUAUGGAACUAAGUCGUCAGAUUGCUUUUCCAGAUUCUCUAUUAUCACGCUUUGAUCUUAUUUUUAUUGUUCGUGAUGUUAAAACAUCUCAACAAGAUCGAAGAAUAGCAUCACAAGUCUUGGCUCAGAUUCGUUAUAAGAAUUGUAACUCCAGUAAUUUUUCUGGGCCUAAUAGGAGUAUGAGUACUGUUAUAAUUCAACCUGAUCUUCAAGAUGAUGAUAAUACUGAUGAUGAGAUUAAUAAAAUUUGGCAGACCUCAGUUUUUCAAAUGUUUGAAUCAAAUAGUGAUAUGAAUAAUGCAAGUACAUCCACAAAGCAUCAAGGUAGAAGUAUUGAUAAUACUACUACACAGAGAAUCUUGACAACUAGUUUUUUAAGGAAGUAUAUUCACUAUUGUAAGUACGUUAGAAGCACUCCAAAAUUAUCAGAUGAGGCUAUUGAGCUGGUUGCAAAAUUCUUUUCUGAUUUAAGAUCAAGAUGUCUAAAUCAAAGCAACGGCAGUACUACAUGUACAACUAGAACUUUAGAAGGAAUAAUACGUUUGGCUACAGCUCAUAGUAAGCUUAAAAUGCAGGAUUUUGUAUUGAAGGAGGAUGUACAAGUAGCUUGUGAGCUCUUGAAUUAUGCAUUAUUUGGUGAAUAUCCUGAUACUAAGUGUCUCGAACAGAAUGAAGAGGCUGAAGAAAAUGGCGAUGAUGAAGAUACUUUUGACAGGGACAAUCGUAGAAAUGAAAAGAAAUCUAGGCGAAAAAGUGAUAUUACAUUUUUAGCUGAUGAUAAUGGAAGUGUUCCUGCAGCACCUCCAUCUUCUUCUGCUACAACUCCUGGGAGAAUAGCCUUGGACCCAAUUGAAUCUGCAGCACGUGGUAGAGAAACUGCAUUGGCAGUAGCUGAUUUGCUACGCAAGGACAUUGAUGUAGAUAUAAUAAGGUCAAGUAAUAUAUCUGGUGAGAGGAAACAGCUUUUGAUUUCGUGUAUUGCUGAGCAAUUUGCAGAUACUGGCCUGGAAGCAAUGCUGUUGGAAGACUUACUUGGACAGAUUAAUAAUAAAAUUAAGAAUUCUAGUCAUUCUAAUCAGAUAGAACUAUCUACAAUAGAAGAGUUAAAGGAAGUCAUUUAUCUUCUGGAAAGUGAAAAUAAGCUUAUGACUGUUGAUGAUAUUAUAUAUUCAGUUGUUAGCUAA